CUGCUGGACAACAUUUACACUUAAGUAGUGAUAUGAAAAGCAACGUUUCAGUUGCUGCACAACAGGGAGUUUACUUUAAUCAGCAGCAACAACAACAACAUCAACAGCAACAAAAUGCGCAAAAUGCACAACAGCAACAACAGACGCAAGGACAUCCAGGUGGUAACAAUAUACCACAUGGACAACAACAGCAGCAACAAAAUCCAAAUAUGAACAACACAAAUGGUCCUAGUGAUGUUUUCUCCAUGUCUCAAACACAAACAAUGAACUUUUCGCAACAACAACAGCAGCAGCAACAACAACAACAAGUUCCACCAAAUAUGCGUCAAAGACAAACACAAACACAAGCACAAGCAGCAGCAGCGGCGGCAGCAGCAGCAGCUGCUGCAGCACAAGCUGCUGCUUCAAAUGCUGCAGGCGGCAAUGGCGCAGGACCAAAUAAUAUGGGUCCUAAUAGUGCUAACAAUACCGUACCAAAUGGUCCACCUGGUUUAAUGAAUCCAGCACAGAACUCUGUUGGAGGUGGUCCAGUUGGAGGUCCAAAUUCUAUGAACACCAUGUCUGGUGGUCCUGCUGGUAUGGGUAGCAUGCCUGGUAUGGGUGUUCCAAACCAAAUGGGUGGUGCAGGUAUGACUGGUGCAGGUAUGGCUGGUAUGGUGCCACCAAAUGCUAUGAAUCCAAAUGCUGGACCUGGUGGUCCAAAUGCUGCUAUGAUGAUGGGCGCUAAUGGUGGUCCGCCAAUGAAUAUGAAUCAAGCUAAAUUUUUGCAACAACAACAACAAAUGCUGCGCGCACAAGCUAUGCAACAGCAACAACAACAUUUAAGUGGUGCACGCCCACCACCGCCCGAAUACAAAGCUACACAAGCGCAGCUUAUGCAAGCGCAAAUGAUGCAACAAACUGUUGGCGGCGGUGGUCGUUUUCCAAAUGCAGCCGCUCAAGCAGCAGCUAUGAGACGUAUGACGCAACAGCCUAUACCGCCCUCAGGUCCCAUGAUGCGUCCACAACAUUCAAUGUAUAUGCAACAUUCCGGUGCUGGCGGUCCACGUUCAGCUAUGGGCCCGUAUGGUGGACCAAUGGGUCCAGGUGGUCCACAACAACGGCCGCCAAAUGUACAAGUAACACCAGACGGUAUGCCAAUUGGCUCACAGCAAGAGUGGCGUCAUAUGAUGAUGUCACAACAGCAACAAAUGGACUUUGGUGGUGGUCCUGGCCCCGGUGCUGGACCCAUGCGUCAAGGUCCGGCUGGUUUUAAUGGUGGUUUUAUGUCCAACUCCGCUGGUGGUCCUAUGUCAAAUGGUCCUAAUGGUGGUGCUGGCGGUAUGGUUGGUCCGAAUUCGAGCAUGCAAAUGACACCCGCACAACUGCAACAACAAUUGAUGCGUCAACAACAAAUGUUGCGUCAACAGCAAAUGCAAUCACAACAAAUGUUAGCAAAUUCAACUGCUGGCAAUGCUGGCUCAAAUGCUGCUAAUAUGCAAAUGCAACAAAUGCUACAACAGCAGCAUACACAACAGCAGCAGCAGCAACAACAACAACAGCAGCAGCAGCAGCUACACCAACAACAACAGAGUGGUGUGGUGGGUCCCGGCGCUGGGCCCGGCCCUGCCAACAAUACGAUGAUGACACAAAUGCAAAUGGCAACAAUGCACAUGACACAACAGCAACAACAAUUAACAAUGCAACAACAACAGUUCGUACAACAAACAACAGCCACUGGUACAACAACAACAACACAUCAACAGCACACACAACAAAUGCUGCAAAUGCAACAGGGUACCGGUCCCACCGGGCCAAUACCCAAUCAGGCAGCUCUCAAUAGCGGUAACAAUAGUAAUGGCAAUAACAACAAUGUUGCCGGCAAUAAUGUUGCGGCUGGAAAUAAUGCACCAAAUGCAGCCACUGCCAAUUCCAUUAAUCAAACCAUCAAUUCUGUUGUCGCUAGCUCAAAUGAUUUAUGUCUCGAAUUUUUGGAUAAUUUACCCGUUGAUGGUGGCAACUUCUCCACGCAAGAUUUGAUCAAUUCAUUAGAUAAUGAUAAUUUUAAUAUACAAGAUAUAUUGCAAUAAGUAUCUUUAUACUAGAAUUUAUCUAUACAGCAUAGAUUGCUCUGGGGGGUUAGUAGGGGAGUUACAUGAAUUACAUCCAUUCAUGUAAAUUUUUUUUAAAGGUUGUUUUCGUUUUAUUGUUGUUGAAUUUGCCACACUGUUUUUUGUAUUUAUGAAUUUUAAAUAUAUUUUUAUAUUAUUUCUCUUGUAUAUUUGUCCAUAUAAACGAAUUUGUGUUGAACGUCUUUGUCUCGGUAUUUUGUAAUUUGAAAUGUUGCGUCAAUUUUAACAUUCCAAUUUAAAUUUAUUGUACAA
This is a messenger RNA of Teleopsis dalmanni, 2363 nucleotides long. RefSeq names its product neurogenic protein mastermind-like. The transcript is spliced from 4 exons. The record is from RefSeq and is a predicted model, not a curated record. The coding region runs from base 33 to 2069 and encodes 678 amino acids. Lineage: Eukaryota; Metazoa; Arthropoda; Insecta; Diptera; Diopsidae.